This is a messenger RNA of Mytilinidion resinicola, 465 nucleotides long. RefSeq lists its product as uncharacterized. The coding region runs from base 1 to 465 and encodes 154 amino acids. The transcript has 3 exons. Lineage: Eukaryota; Fungi; Ascomycota; Dothideomycetes; Mytilinidiales; Mytilinidiaceae. The record is from RefSeq and is a predicted model, not a curated record.
AUGAAAUCUCUCGCUAUAUCCGUCAUCGCUGUACUGACUACUGUCGACGAUGUCGCGGCUCACCAACUCACCGUAUCUGGCGGCGGCUCAGCCAGUCCCGCGACUGUCAAUUUCCCCGGCGCCUACUCAGCUAGCUAUCCAGUUACCCUCAUCAACAUCCACGCCGUGCUAUCCACCUACGUCGUGUCUAGUCCCGCUGUCUACAGCGGCGGGAGCAAGACGGUCGCGGGUAGCGGAUGCAAUAGUGUUGUAGCGACUAGGAUCCCGAACACGACGCUGAAGACGUCGGCGUCGCCUGUGAGCACGAGUGUGUCAGGAGGCGGUGGGAAUAGCGCGGGAUGUACGGCUGUGAAGUAUGAUCAAUGUGGUGGGGAGACGUUCAGCGGCUGUGCUACAUGUGCUGGUGUGUGGGACCCCGACAGUGGAGGAUUGAGCGCAAAGUUGAACGGAACGGCAUCGAUAUAG